ACAAAAAUCCCUCUCUGAUGAUGGGUGAAAGGCUACUGGUCACUGCAAUCAACAGCGACGACGAUAAUAUCACCACUACCAGCAGCAGCGGCAACACCAGCAGCAGCGGCAACAACGAGACCAACAAGAACAAUAUGAUUCAUGCUAGUUCUACUACUUCCGGUGCUGCUGCUAGGGUUAUGGACAAGCCAUCAGCGCAGGAUCAAUCGCAGGCCGUCCUGAGAUGCCCUCGCUGCGAUUCGUCGAACACCAAGUUCUGCUACUACAACAAUUACAGCCUAUCUCAGCCGCGGCACUUCUGCAAGGCCUGUAAGCGGUACUGGACGCGCGGCGGCACCCUCCGGAACGUCCCGGUAGGUGGCGGGUGCCGCAGGAACAAGCGCGCCAAGAAGCCGGCGGCUGCCCCCAUGGCACCGCCGAACCAUCCGCACCGCCGCCCUCUUCUGCCGCCUGAUCCGGUCCCUUCCCUCUUGGUGCAGAGACCUUCUCCAUCCCACCUCGACGCCGCUGCGCUUUAUGCUCUGCAAACGGCGUCCUCAUCGUCGGAUAUGAGCCUCACGUUGCCAAUUAUUAUGAACAGUCUCCACAUCCCCUCUUGCACUACUGCCUUCGAUCUGCAGCCUCAUCUCGGCGCACCCGGACUCGGGCUUCCAUCCAAUCCGCAGCGUGAGAACGAGUACCAUCUCGGUGAGCUUCAGCCAUUGUCGCCGGUGGACGACUAUCCACUUUUUGGGUCAUCUUUGCCAUCUGCAUCACAGCUAGCGUCGAGCAUUAAGCAGCUCAAGCAAGUGGCGGACUACCAGGCCAUAUUGCCCUUCGAUGAACUGCAAGCCUCUGGCAUCGGUGGGAGUCUUAAUGCCAUGACGAAGGAAGUGAAGUGGGAAGGGCAAACCAAUAACUUGAUGAACAGCUGCACAGAUUGGCAGAUUCCAUCAGUGAACUCGUUGGAUAAUUUUGGUCCAGCUGCAGCCACGUACUGGAAUUUAGUCAUCGGCGGCACCGGUGGUUGGCCGGACGGCAUGAACUAUGGUUCAUCAGUCACUCCUCUGAUCUAGUCUAAGGGUGAAGUGCGGCCGAUAAGUAUUGUCUCUCAAUCCUGUUCAUUCAUGGUUGUUGCAUCUUCUUUUUCAUUACGAUGUUUCCGAAUUAUACAUGGUAGUAAGGUCAGUGCGCUAUAUCUAUAUUACAUGCUCACUGUAAUGUGGUGGCGGGGGCGGAUUACUAGAGCAGUGCCGAUCGGAGAGAUCCUGUCGGUUUGCAAACGUCUCAGUUUGUUGGGAGAGGACCCUCGGAUCUUUUCAGCUCAAUAACGUGUAUUGUCAUCAGUUUUUAGUGAACUAGGAAGAAGAAGAAGCUGGAGGAGUGAGCUGGUCUUGCAUGUAUGUACAUAGCAGGCAUGGCAUAUACCAUCUUCUUAUUGAGUGGUUUGCGUUUUUUGGGCAUUGUCAGAAGUCUUCAUCAUCUUCUUCUUCGUCAGUUGAGGUGAUUUAUGCUGUUGAAGAAGCCAAUUAACAAUUGAGAUAUUUAUCUUUUUCGCUUUUGUGUGUUUUUUUGGUGUGUUGGCAGAAAGAACUUGGUACAUAUAGUUUUCUGUAGUGGGAUUUCAUUUCACUUUUAUGAGUGAUCUAUUGCCUGCUUUUUGGCCUUUCUUUCACUGUAACAAGUAUUAACUCUGCUCAUAUUGAUAGUGGACUGAAUGGGCAUGUUUGCUCUGAUGAUUA
Musa acuminata AAA Group (dessert banana) is the source of this 1721-nucleotide messenger RNA. Its product is annotated as dof zinc finger protein DOF1.4-like. Bases 18 to 1055 code for a protein of 345 amino acids. The record is from RefSeq and is a predicted model, not a curated record. NCBI's taxonomy places the organism in Eukaryota, Viridiplantae, Streptophyta, Magnoliopsida, Zingiberales, Musaceae. Gene Ontology annotation, biological process: regulation of DNA-templated transcription. Gene Ontology annotation, molecular function: DNA-binding transcription factor activity; DNA binding. The transcript has 2 exons.